AUGCCUAUCCUGGAGAGAGAGCCGCCGAAAGGCCGAAGGGAAAGCUAUGUCCUGCCCAAGGUGCCUGUCCCACCCCUGAAACAGACUCUGGACAUGUACCUGAGCUGUAUGAAACAUCUGGUGAAGGAGGAACAAUAUCAGAAGACUAAAGCCAUCGUGGUGAAGUUUGGAGAGCCAGGCGGCACUGGAGAGCUGCUGCAGAAGAAACUACUGGAGAGGAGUGACAAGACAUACAACUGGGUUUAUGACUACUGGCUAGAGGAUAUGUAUUUGAAUCAGAGAUUGGCCCUACCAGUCAACUCCAAUCCUGCCAUGGUCUUCCCAAAACAAAACUUUAAAGAUCGCAAAGACUCACUCAGAUUUGCUGCUCACCUCAUCACAGGAGUUCUGGAGUACAAGGAACGUAUUGACACGCGGGUGUUGCCUGUAGACUUUGCUCGGGGCCAGCUGGCAGGGACGCCUCUGUGUAUGAAGCAGUAUUACCGUCUCUUCAACACAUACCGUCUGCCCGGCCACAAGAGGGACACCCUCGUCAUCCACAAGCCUGGGUCGACUGAGCAGGAGCACAUCAUCGUGGCAUGCAAGAACCAGUUCUUUGUGUUGGACCUAGUGGUAAAUAAGAAAAAGCUGAAAGAAAUGGACAUUUUAACCCAGUUGGAGAAGAUAGUGAAGAUGGCGGAGAACUCAGAGGAGAGACAGCCUCCAUUUGGUCUGCUGACGUCUGAUGGAAGAACAGAAUGGGCCCAGGCUAGAGAAGUGCUCAUCAAAGAUUCAGUAAACAGAGAGUCAUUGGCUGUGAUUGAGAAGUGUCUGUGUGUGUUGUGUCUGGAUAACCCCAGUGGGAUGGAGGUUGGGGAUACCAGCCGAGCCCUGCUGAUGCUCCAUGGAGGAGGCCAUGAGAAGAUGGGGGCGAACCGUUGGUAUGACAAGCCAAUGCAGUUUAUUGUAGGGGAGGACGGAGUCUGCGGAACAGUGUGCGAGCACUCACCCUUCGAGGGCAUCGUUCUGGUGGCAUGUACUGAAUACCUGAUGAAAUUUAUGACUGGAAGUCCCUCCAAGAUGGGGAGGGCCACCAGCGUGUCGGAGCUUCCUACUCCUGCCAGACUGCUCUGGAAGACCACACCUCACAUCCAGAGCCUCCUGAAGGCCUCUGCUGAGAGACUGCAGAGGCUGGUUAGAGAUCUGGACAUGGAUGUGCACAAGUUUGAGGUCUAUGGAAAAGAAUUCAUCAAGAAACAGAAGAUGAGCCCAGAUGCAUACAUACAGGUGGCUCUACAACUGGCAUUCUACAGAUGCAAUGGAAGGCUGGUGUCCACUUAUGAAAGUGCAUCUAUCCGUCGUUUCCAUGAGGGCCGGGUGGACAACAUCCGCUCAGCUACCUCCGAGGCUCUGGCCUUUGUGAAGGCCAUGACGGACGAGAAGGCAUCUCUCUCUGAUUCUGAAAAGAUGAAACGAUUGUGGGAUGCAAUUAACGCCCAGACAAAUUACACAAUCACAGCUAUUACAGGGUUGGGAAUAGACAAUCACCUUCUCGGACUCAGAGAGAUCGCACAAGAGCUCAAGAUGGAGAGGCCGCAGAUCUUCACAGAUGAAACCUAUGUGGCCAGUAACCAGUUCAUUCUCUCCACCAGUCAGGUCCCAACCACAGUGGAGAUGUUCUGCUGCUAUGGCCCGGUUGUUCCUAACGGGUACGGGUGCUGCUACAACCCCCAGUCAGACCACCUCCUCUUCAGCGUGACCAGCUUCCACGGUAGCACCGAGACCUGCUCGGCAGUGUUCAUCAAGGCUCUGGACGAGGGCCUCGUAGAGAUGAGGGAUCUGUGCAGGAAGAGUAAUAAGCCUCAGAGCAGCGCUGCUCCUGCUGCCUCGAAGGCGGGUGAGAAUAACCAAGGAGCAGGCAGCAAGCUUCCAAGCAUACUUCAGAAAACAGGGAAGUAA
This is a messenger RNA of Salvelinus namaycush (lake trout), 1938 nucleotides long. RefSeq names its product choline O-acetyltransferase-like. The coding region runs from base 1 to 1938 and encodes 645 amino acids. Gene Ontology annotation, molecular function: choline O-acetyltransferase activity. NCBI's taxonomy places the organism in Eukaryota, Metazoa, Chordata, Actinopteri, Salmoniformes, Salmonidae. Gene Ontology annotation, cellular component: cytoplasm; neuron projection. The record is from RefSeq and is a predicted model, not a curated record. Gene Ontology annotation, biological process: acetylcholine biosynthetic process; neuromuscular synaptic transmission. The transcript is spliced from 14 exons.